GACAAAUGACGUUUGCAGAAAAUGUUGGGUUAAGUAGUCUAAAGAGUUGAAUAAAAAUAAAUAACUAGAAAAAUGAAUAUUAUCCGCAAAGUAAGUUUUUACAUUUUACCCACAUGCCAGUAAAAAUCAAUUAUUCCCCUUAGCGUAGAAACAUCACUAUAUUGACAUUUUCUCAGGUCACUCUGGAAGGCGUGAAUACCAGAUCAAGCAUCACAAGAACCAUCCAUUUAUAUGCACCAUGUUGCAAAAAUCAAGCUGGAAGAUACCGGAUAACACCAAGGAAAGAUCUACCUCUUACUUAUGAAAUGGCAAAUCCUCCACAUCAAAUUGCCCAUAGGAAAGCUUGGAAUUCAUGGAAUACUUCAAACAUUGAUGGGGGUAUACGACCUGCUCAGACAGCAAUUGAAGAUGUAUUCAUACGAAAAUUUGUGACAGGUACCUGGCAUAACCUGUUUGUUAGUGAAGUUAUUAUAAAACGACAGCACAAUAUUAUUAGGAUAGCAGGAAUAAUCCGUAGGGGAAUCGGUGCUAGAAAAAUGUACUUUUUGAUAGGAUAUACAGAAGAACUAUUGAGUUUUUGGUUACAGUGUCCUAUAAAGUUGGAAUUGCAGACAGUUGCUGACAAGAGGGAUGUUGUGUUCAAGUAUAUAUAAAUGUUAUUAAUAUUUAGAAAUAAAAUAUUUGUUUUA
Molecule: messenger RNA, 689 nt
Organism: Acanthoscelides obtectus
Lineage: Eukaryota; Metazoa; Arthropoda; Insecta; Coleoptera; Chrysomelidae
Source: the annotation of a GenBank genome assembly